GCGGGCGGGAAUGCGGCUGACUAGGGAGCAGAGGGCCCUGCCCGUGCAGCCCGGGAGGGCUGACUGGACGAAGCCGGAGCCCCUGCGCGCCCCCAAACAGGAGCGCUUGCACGUGCUUGCACAGGUCUGCUGUUCCUGACUACGAGUGCGUGCUCACGCCCCGGGUGCCGGCCUCUGCUUUGCAAGGAGGUGGGGGUGGGGCCGCUCGCUCGGUCUCCGCCGGGUCCUGCAAGUCGGUGAGGGCCCCGGAGAGAAUUCCAGAGGAGAAUGAAGAGGAGCGGGUUUGAGGGUACAGGGAGAGACGGUGAGAAGGACGCUCUGGAAUUUGACUGCCUGGCACGGGUUACUACCUCUAAAAUCGUGAACUUACUGCUUAACGCCCUCGAACCUCAGUUUCCCCAUCUGUAAAAUGGGGAUGUUGUUAGUAGCUGUCCCUUAGGGGGUUGUGCGGAUUGAAGGAGAUCAUUGGUGUGGUUUUAAAGUACCUGACUCGUGGUAAGAGCUGUUGAAAGGUUAGCUGUUAGUAUUACUGUAAUUAACCCGAUCAUUUAGCCAGCCUUGGACAUGGUAUUUUGAAGGCUCGGCGCCGCAAAUGCUGGUGGCUUCUUCGUUUUGAAAAGAUUUCAACUACUUUGCAUAAUCGGAUAAUGCUCCCUGCAGGGGGCAAGUAGGAGUGGAACUGACCUGUGGUCAGAGACCCUGACCCCAGCCGCGAGGCCGGGCUCAGCGCAUUCCUGGGGGAGGUCCGCCCUCUGUCUUCUCGCUGCAGCUGUCACUUGCAUAAAAUGUCCUGGAGCUCUGGGGAGCUUCCUCUGGGGGGUUUAGUUAGUAGCCGCAGGAGCCUGGGUCAGGGUGCCCAGGAGCGAGGGAGAGAGUUUCCUUCUGGUUCAGAACCUCGUAUAGGAUUUAGAAAGGAUUCUAAAUGCACCACCGGCUUCUACUCUGAUCUUGGGAAGACUGAGGCGUCUUCCAAGGUCUGCGGAUGUGAGUGGGAACAGUGGGUUGCCAGCAUCGAUGUGGUGGAGAAUGAAGAAGCCAGUGCCAGUGUUGUGGUUAAAAUGACAGACUCGUUUACAGAGCAGGCUGACCAGGUGACUGCUGAGGUCGGAAAGCUCUUGGGUGAGGAGAAGGUGGACGCGAUCUUUUGUGUGGCUGGAGGCUGGGCUGGAGGCAAUGCUAAAUCCAAGUCUCUCUUUAAGAACUGUGACCUGAUGUGGAAGCAGAGCAUGUGGACGUCGACCAUCUCCAGCCACCUGGCCACCAAGCACCUCAAGGAAGGAGGCCUCCUGACCUUGGCUGGUGCCAAGGCUGCUCUGGAUGGGACCCCUGGGAUGAUCGGCUACGGCAUGGCCAAGGGCGCUGUACACCAGUUGUGCCAGAGCCUCGCCGGGAAGAACAGCGGCAUGCCUUCCGGCUCUGCAGCAGUCGCCGUGCUCCCGGUGACCCUGGAUACCCCAAUGAACAGGAAAUCCAUGCCUGAGGCCGACUUUAGUUCCUGGACGCCCUUGGAGUUCCUGGUUGAAACCUUCCAUGACUGGAUCACAGGGAAAAACCGGCCGAGCUCAGGGAGCCUGAUCCAGGUGGUAACCACAGAGGGAAAGACAGAGCUCACCCCAGCGUAUUUUUAAGCUUCAUCUCAGUGCCUCCUCGGGACCUGCCAGACGAGUCGUCUGUCUCAGCGUGGCUGUGUCCAGCCCUGUGUUUUCUCUAAUCCUUUUUGUGGACCGAGAUAGCGAGUCCUGUUUUUCCUCUUUCCCAAUGUGCAUUUUUCCUCCCCGGACAGUGUAAAAUGUUUAUGGGAAAUAAAAAAGAUACAUGAGGGUGGAGGCCCGCAGAUGGCACGUCCGUCUGGGUCAGCGAUGCGAGUUUAGGAGGCGUUGAGUGGGCCCUUCUUGUAUCUGGGUCAUCUCGAAUUGCAUUUGAGACUCCGAUUCUCUGUCCCUGACGGUGGCUGUUGACCCGCCUGCCCAGUUCAGAGGUUUGUUGAUACGGGAGAUGUUUUGGGGGCCUGAGUUAUUUUUGAAUGUGAAAUUUAUGUCAUGGAUAUUGUUGUUGGAGCCUCAAAUUGAACUGCCUUACAACUCCUUUUGUGGUGUAACUAAAAUCCCGUGGAUUCUGUUCAGAUACCUUUUUCCUGUACAGUUGCCAAAAGUGCAGCAGAACUAUUUGUGUUCAUUCGGAGUUUAUCUUGCUAAUAAAUGCACUUCUUCAUUUAU
Molecule: messenger RNA, 2216 nt
Organism: Mustela erminea (ermine)
Lineage: Eukaryota; Metazoa; Chordata; Mammalia; Carnivora; Mustelidae
Gene: QDPR
Product: quinoid dihydropteridine reductase
Exons: 7
Coding region: 786-1628 (280 amino acids)
Biological process (GO): tetrahydrobiopterin biosynthetic process; L-phenylalanine catabolic process
Cellular component (GO): cytoplasm
Molecular function (GO): 6,7-dihydropteridine reductase activity; NADPH binding; NADH binding
Source: RefSeq, a predicted model, not a curated record